AUGGAAACCUUCGGAUGUGGGAUACAAGCGAACCCAACCCCUACCAUACGAGUGACACACUACACAAUAAUUUUAAUGUAUACGAGUCCGCAACUUUUAGUAAUCUUUAGCCUCCUACAUGUAUUAAAUGCAAAAGUAGAUGACUAUUUUGAGUUAUUUCCUGAGUUGGAGCAGUUGCGUGACAGUGUUGUAGGCAGUGAUAAUUUCAAAAGAGAAGCUUUUGAUAGAUUAUAUGAAAGUGCGUUGAAUAUAUUCGACUUACAGGGAUAUAAAAGUUUAUUAAAUCAAAUAACGAAUGGUAAUAGUGCUGCCGCAUUUACGGAAUCCUUGAGUAGCCCAAACUUUGGUUCCCCUCAUUGUGAUAAGGAUGGAAGAAAAUAUAUUAUAAAGGGUAAUCCGGCCAAAUUUCCUGGAGGACCGACUAACACACCAUCAUACAACCUAGUUAAAUGGAUUGGCAAUCUACUGUCCCAAUCUAAAACUACAAAAUCUGCAGAAUCAAUCUCUCCAGCAGUUAUGGCCUUACAGGGGUUUUCUAUGGUUAAGGGCGCCGUUCAAACGGGAGUUGCUGUGAUAACCGAUAUCGUCCCACCCAUGAUUCCACCACCGUUCUGGAUCAAUGCACCACUUCCAUGUUUGCCCAUGGUUACAGGAAUGAACUGCCUCGGAUCAGUCCUAUAUCCAAUAUCAGCCUCUGACUUUGUAAUGGCAGAUAUUUCAGAUUCCGCGAUGGAAGGUAUUAUAGCUUCUUUUCCUGGCAAAUACCUGGCAAAAGUCGGUAGAACAAGUGAUUUGCAAUACAAAUUGUGCGCAUCUGCUUAUUUGGGAAUGCAUUGUGCCAGUAUAUUUCCAUUGUGUUGGAUUCCACCUGGUAUUUCUAAUGCCUCCACCUUCCCCUUAUGCUAUGUACAGUGUUUGGCCACUUUAGUUGCUUGCCCAGGAUUCUGGCUUGAUGAUAUAAUGGGCCCCUGCUCAGACGUGGCAAUACCCCCAUUUUGUUCCUUCUCCGUAUUUGUAAACCACUCAAGAGUACCUCCACAAUACUCUUCAUUUGACGAUUCCCAUCCAUAUCCACCAGAUUGUCCACAAUAUGAUCCAAAAAUGGAUUUACCAAAGGAUAUAGAUGAUGUACAACAUUUUAGUGAUUCACCGAUAGAUAAAGAGUAUAAGAAAUUCCAUGUUGCCAAGGGACACUUGAAAUGGACACCAUAUAAGAAUUGCGAUUGCCAAAAGUUGCAAAAUGUUUGUCAUACAGUACUUCCAUACCCAGUUUUUAAAAAGUAUACUAAUGAAUUUGCGGAGACGCAUUAUGAAUCCCCAUCACAAAACCCCAUUUAUAGUCGCUGUUGUAGAAUUUGUAAAAAGAUAGCAAGAGUGUAUCACCGCAACACUAUAAAUACAUAA
Messenger RNA from Babesia microti strain RI, 1404 nucleotides. Its product is annotated as conserved Plasmodium protein, unknown function. The transcript is spliced from 11 exons. The coding region runs from base 1 to 1404 and encodes 467 amino acids. NCBI's taxonomy places the organism in Eukaryota, Apicomplexa, Aconoidasida, Piroplasmida, Babesiidae. The record is from RefSeq and is a predicted model, not a curated record.